Cornus florida is the source of this 1992-nucleotide messenger RNA. RefSeq names its product putative disease resistance RPP13-like protein 1. The record is from RefSeq and is a predicted model, not a curated record. NCBI's taxonomy places the organism in Eukaryota, Viridiplantae, Streptophyta, Magnoliopsida, Cornales, Cornaceae. Gene Ontology annotation, biological process: defense response to other organism. The transcript is spliced from 2 exons. The coding region runs from base 1 to 1992 and encodes 663 amino acids. Gene Ontology annotation, molecular function: ADP binding.
AUGACUCUGUCUCGGUCGGCUUGCCAUCUAAAAGGCCUGUCAGAAGAUGAAUGCCUAUCUUUAUUUGCCCAUCAUGCACUUGGGAAAGAAAACUUUGAUGCAGAUCCAACUCUGAAAGGUAUUGGUAUGGAAAUAGUGAAUAAAUGUAAAGGCUUGCCCUUGGCUGUAAAAACACUUGCAGGCCUCUUGCGGACUAAACGCCAAAAUGAGUGGGUAGACAUAUUGAAUAGCAAGAUAUGGAAUUUACCCGAACAAAGUGGUAUUCUUCCAGUCCUUCAAUUGAGCUAUCAUCAUAUCCCAUCUCAUUUGAAGCAAUGCUUUGCCUACUGUGCAACAUUUCCAAAAGACUAUAAAUUUGACAAAGCUGAGCUAGUUCUAUUGUGGAUGGGGGUAGGUCUUUCGCAGCUAUCAAAAGAAAAGGAUCGAAUGGAGGAUUUUGGCAAUAAGUGCUUUGAUGAUCUAUUAUUAAGGUCAUUUUUCCAACAAUCAGGUGGUAGUAAAUCAUUGUUUGUAAUGCAUGACCUUCUACAUGAUCUAGCUAUACAUGUUGCUGGAAAAAUAUUCAUUCGGUUGGAUAAGUUAGAGGGUAAUGAGCAAUUUGAACGAGCUCGACACUUGUCAUUUGUUCGUAAAAAAUUUGAAGUCUUUCAAAAGUUUAGGCCUCUUUGCAAAGUUCAACAUCUGCAAACUCUAUUAACGUUACCAGUUCAGACAUAUGCUUCGGCAGAAUGUUACUUAGCAAAAAGGGUUUUAUUUGAUUUAUUGCCAAAUUUGCAAUGCUUAAGGGUGCUAUCAUUGUCUGGUUAUUCCAUAACUGAGUUAUCAGACUCAAUUGGCCAUAUGAAGCAUCUCAGGUAUCUUAAUUUAAAUAAGACUUCAAUUCGAUCAUUACCUGAAUCAGUUAGUGCCCUCUACAAUUUACAAACAUUGUUAUUGCGUAGUUGUGAAAAUCUUUGUAUGUUUCCUCCAAACACUGAGAAUUUAAUUAAUCUACGCCAUAUUGACAUUGUUGAUACUGUGGAAUUACGAGAGAUGUCCUCAGGUAUUGGUAGGCUGGAGAAUUUGCAAACACUACCAAAGUUUGUUGUGGGCAGCAAAAAUAAUGGAGCAAGUCUGAAAGAGUUGGGGAAUCUGAGCCUUUUACGGGAGAGUAUUUCUAUUGAAGACUUGCAAAACAUAACAGAUGUUCGAGAUGCAAAUGACACAAAUUUAAGGAACAAGGAGUGCCUUAAUGAAGUAGAGUUGGCAUGGUGUAGUGGGUUCAAUGAUUCUCGAGAUGAAGACCUUGAAUUGGAUGUGCUUGACAUGCUGCAACCUCAUGUAAACUUGAAAAGGCUCAAAAUUAAGUUCUUCGGGGGCAGGGAAUUCCCGAAAUCUCGAAGUCAAUUCCCUUGCCUCCGUGAGUUCAGUUUGCAUGGUUGUCCCAAUUUGAUUACGGUUUCCCCUCUAAGGCUUCCCUCUCUUCAAAAAUUAUACUUGGAAGAGUGUGAGGAGGUGGUGCUAAAAAGUAUAGUUGGUGUGACCUCUCUAACUAGUUUGGAAGUUAUGGAUAAUAGAGGGUUGUCUCAGCUGGAGGAAGCAUUGGUGCAGUCUUUGGUAGCACUUGAAAGUCUAGUGUUUGAAAAUUGCAACCAGCUGAUGGCUUUGUGGCAAAAUGGCGGCGGAGUUGCACAGAAAAAUAAUCUUGUCCGUUUACAGAGACUGAGAGUUGAGUCGUGCCCCCAACUUGUUUCCUUUGGAGAAGAAUUAGAUGAUGGAGGGCUGCCUUGCAUUGAUCUUCAGGAAUUGUAUAUAAGAAAUUGUGUGAAUUUUGAGAAGAUGCCAAAUGAGCUGAAUAAGCUCACGUCUCUCACAUCUUUAGAGAUUAAUUGGUGUUCGAAACUUGUGUGCUUUCCGAAGGCAGGUGUCCCGCACAUGCUUAGAAGACUUGAGAUAAGCGAUUGCAAUGCAUUGAAGUCCGUGUCCCGCACAUGCUUAGAAGACUUGAGAUAA